AUGAUAGAUGAAGAUGUUCCUGAGGUUGUACCUGGUGAAAUAAGUAGUGGAAUGGCUUUUGGAAACAUGCAAGAUUACAAGGAUCAUUUAAGGGAAUAUGCAGUGUUGAAACAAAGGGAUUUUAAGGUGAAGAAGGCAGAUAAGAAGAGACACUUUUCUUAUUUUACUUACAAGGAUACCCAAAAUUGUGCUUGGAUGGUGAAUGCAAGAAAGUUACCAGAUGAAGACGAUCCAACAGUCACAGUUAGAGAAUGCAACACAGAACACACCUGUAAGAAUCCGAAUGAAGACUACAGCAGGAAAUGCAAUGCAAAAUUUGUAGCCAAGUAUUUGUUGAAGACAAUGGAUGUUGCUUCACCAGUGGACAAGGCAGCUGAUAUAGCUAACAAGAUCAUUAGACCUCGGUUGCAAACUGACAUACCAAAAUGGGUUGCUAAUAAUGCAAGGAAAUUGGUGCUAGCAGAAAGGAAUGAAACAUUUGAGAGUUCUUACACAAAAGCACCACAAUUGGUCACAGCUGCUACUUCAUUGAACCCAAAUAGCAUUGGUCAUUUCAGUUGGUCCAAAGAGGGUCAAGAUAACAGGUUUGAGAGUGUCAUUGUGGCCUAUGAUGCACAGAUCAAAGGUUUUCUUCAUGGUUGUAGAUUGGUUAUUGGCUUAGAUGGAGCUCACCUGAAUGGUAAGCUAGGUGGUGUGAUGCUUUCAGCAGUUGGUAUAGAUGGCCAGAAUGGGGUAUUUCCUAUAUGUGUGAUGAUUUGUAUGAGUGAAACUGAAGAAAAUUGGUUUAUGAUGUUAAAAGAAUUGAGAAAAAGGAUACCUGAUAUGCCUGGACUAACCUUUAUUUCUGAUAGAAUGAAGGGCAUUCUUGAAUCAGUAAAAAGAUUGUUUCCUUUGGCAAAUCAUAGAUACUGCCUAAGGUAG
This is a messenger RNA of Papaver somniferum (opium poppy), 921 nucleotides long. RefSeq lists its product as uncharacterized. The transcript has 2 exons. The record is from RefSeq and is a predicted model, not a curated record. The coding region runs from base 1 to 921 and encodes 306 amino acids. Lineage: Eukaryota; Viridiplantae; Streptophyta; Magnoliopsida; Ranunculales; Papaveraceae.